AUGGAGGCUUUGCAUGUUUCCGCAUUGCCACUAUAUGCAUACAUCUGCAAUUUGCCUUCCAGCCAGGCCACAGAAGGCAGCAUUUCAGGGUUCAAUACGCAGAACGAAGCCAGCAAGUUCAUGGACAUGUAUGUGUCCCAGAAAUGCUCCACCAGCACUUGCAUUAUUGGUGCCAAGGACCACACAUCCAUCAAGAUGAACAUGGCUGAGGUUGACAAGGUCACAGGUAAGUUUAUUGGCCAGUUUAAAACCUAUGCUAUCUUCAGGGCCAUUCGCAGGAUGGGUGAAUCAAAUGACUCCAUUCUAAGAUUGGCCAAGGCUGAUGGCAUUGUCUCAAAGAACUUCUGAGUGGAGAAAGUUGUAAAUGUGGAACAUGUAUCACAAAUACAUAGAAAGAAAGAAAGAGAGAGAGAGAGAAAGAAAGAAAGAAAGAAAAGAAAAAGGAAAGAAAUAAAACAGUAGGGUUCAUAACAAACUGUCGAUGAUAUCUAGUUCAUCUAUUUUUGUCGACUAAGAACACAGGAAAAUAUGCCAUGACCAGCAUUUCACUGGCUUUAAGAACCUAUGCCAACAAGCUCCUCCUCACACAUUGCUCAGAAAGCAUUUCUUCCCAAUGAUUUGUGAAGGAGAACAAAAUCAGAAAGUUUGUGAGUUUGGACAGCAGGACCUCUCUAAGUCUGACUGGUAAGUAAAGAUAACUUCCUCUUUCCAGGAUGGUUUUACUUGUGCAAUAGGAUGAUGUAGUUAGAUGAAAAGCUUGUAAUAGCCACAUAGGUGUUAGCAUUAUGGCAUAAAUAUGAAUAUGGAGCACACUAGCUAGACCUCAUUAAAGCCAAUGUUUCAGAGACAGCUUUAACACUGGAGUAGCCAUCACUUGGAGAGGGGCACUGAGGGAACAGGUUGAACUGUUCAUCCUGGCAUUAGAAAACCACUCUCUGAGUUUUCUGGUUUUCAGUGCCCUUCUCAUUCAUUCAAGGUAAAAGGAAUGUUCUGUCUCAUGGCAAAGGACUCCCCUUAGAACAAAGGUGUCUAGCGUUGCUGAUGUCAUCCAUUCUGGUGUUGGCAAAUGUGGCGGUUUUCACAGAAAGCAAGAGGUUAGCACUCUGUUAAGGAAGUUCAGGGACGCUUUUUCAACUGGGACUUGAGAUGAGUAGUGAAAUAUGAUGUAAAUACCUAACAGGAGUUAACAAAGUAAUACCACACCAAAGCUGGCUGGCUGAAACCCAGAUAGACUUUCUGUCUCCAUACACACCUGACUCCUGCAAUCACAGCAGUGCACACACAAGUAAGAGAGUUCAUGUGUACAAUGGGAUGGAUACCUCCUUGGUCCCCGAGUAGGAAAACGCCUGGUGUCUGAAGAUCUCUGCUCUAGUUUCUGUAAGCAGAAACUCUGUUGGCAUCAGCUUAUUUUAUGGCAACAGAGACAAACAGAGGAAAUUUUCCUGAGCAGUGUGAAUGACAAAGAAAUGAGGCAAAUUAUUGAGAAACUUAUGGGUAUUCACUGAAGAGCAAAAAAUAUGAGUUGUAAGUCUGAAGGGACUGCCUUCAGGGAGAAGAUAAAAGAGACAAUUCUACCAGGACCACCCGGCUGUAACUAAGAGACUGGCUCAUUGGCUGCAAUUGCUUGAAAGGUGUAAAUAGCAGGAGUGGAGAGGUAUUAUUUUGUGUGAUCCAAGGGGAUAGCAGAAGAGUGAUGGGAAUGAAAGUCAAAACAAAAAUGAUUUAGGCAGCUGAGCAGGUCACAUGCCCUAAUGGAGAGAUCUAUUACAGACUGUGUGGCACCAUCCCCUGGGAAGGUUGGAAGCCCAUUUAUUUGUGCCAUUUACAAUUGGAAAAAGCACUGAAAAGGAGAUGGACACAUCAGAAAGAGAAAAACCACUACAUGCCCUCUGAGAGUCAGUGGAAUGACUUAAUAGGUCUUUUUCAUCUCAAAUUACCGCAACAAGACUUGUGUGCAUGGGGAUCUGAUUUGCUAGAAUAAUUUUUCCAUCAUUCAGUCUUUUUUACUGUUACUAUAAGGACAGUGAAGAAAUGAUAAUAGGUAAUGGAAAGCAGUGUCUACAAUGUAAAUAGAAGCAAGCCUACAGUGUGCUUUAGAGUGAAGGCAGAAGUGACCAGGAUAAGUUUCCCGUUGUGAUGUCAGUGUAAAUAAGCAUGCAUACUGACAGAAACUCCCAACAACAUACACAUAUUCAUGGAGACUCAAGACAAAGGGAAGGAACUUGGUAGCAUUCCAAUGAUGGCUGUAUAAGCAAAAAUUCAAGUAAUUCUCUAAUACAGAAAAACAGACAUCCAAAUACUUAAAUUCUAUCUUUUAAAAAAUAAAAAAAAUUUGGCCUUUAAAAACUACCAAGAAACAACUGCUGCAUAGAAACUUUAAGACCUGCAUACUGAAUGCAGUUCUACUGUAAUUCUAUCCACAGCUUCAGUGGUAAUUCACAAAUGACACAUUCUGAAACCCAAGGUGGCCCAGAAGGACACAUGCAGGCAUGAGGUUGUGCCAACCUGGGGUCAAAACUGUAACUAAAAGGAAAGGGCACAGAUUGGUCAGAUGGAAACUGGGGCAGGCAAAGAAGGGUUAGUGUUACUGUGAUUGCUAGAAGUACAGCUGCAACCAUCAUGCCCUCUCCCAGCCAGAGGAUGACACAAGCGCGGAACAAAAAUGUUAAGAGGGUGCUGGGGGAGGGAGUGGGCGGGGAGAGGCAGUCAGAAGGAAAGCAAAGGCAUCUAGAGUGGGGAAACCCACAGAUGUAAGCUUGCAGGUGGAGGAUAUCUCGGUUCCUAAUAUAAAUAUUGUAUGUGGUGUGCAGUAAGUUAAACUUGGUUUUCUGGAAGACUGACGCUUGCUACAAACACACUCAGGGGUUGACCUAUGCCAGACAGAUAUAGGUCAACCCUCAUCCUGCUGCUCUCAGCAGCUGUGGCCAAUGGGAAACAGAGCUGCCUAGCAUGCUGGUUUAAGCUGCUGCUAAUGGAAAUCAACCUAACCCCAUUUCCUGCCCCUCUCCUGUCCUUGCUUGUCUACACAAGACCAUUUAGACACAGGCUAAGCUUCUGGCUUGCUCUAAAUGCUGGAAGACUGAUGAAUACACUCUGUUGCUGGCACACGUAUGCCCAUCUCUUUUAGGUAAAAGAUGUGCUUGUAAGCCUUUAAACAGAGGCUUAAAAUAAAAUCCUCCUUCACUAAUUUAAGUGUCAGCCUAAAUUUGUAGAACCAGAGAGACUUUAUUUGUCCUUUCCACCUCACCAAAGUGGUACCAUGCUUAGAAAGAGGAAAAUCCAUGUAGAGGCCUGUUUUCAGAAAGUGUUUGUUAACACUUAACAAAGGUUAAGUGACUGAAUCUAAAGUUACUCAGAGAAAACAUAUUAAGGCAGAGAAUUAAGGGAGUGCUCUGAGAAUCAAUGGGAAAAUCAUGAAAUUAAAUCUGAAGAAAGAACAUCACCACUGAAUCAUACCGAUUUAAUUCUCUGCUGGAAACCCUGGUCAACAAUACAUGUAUCUUUAUUCCAGGUAUCAGACUAGUCUUAAGAGUUCAGAUAUUUUUCUGUGUUCAUGUUUUAAAAUGCCCAACCCCUUCUCACUAAUAAGUAAAACAUUAAACCCAGUUAAGUGUGGUCAUGCAACCUUGGUUCCUUACUCCGCAGAACCAAUAGGCCAGGGUCUAUUGAGUUGACUUAAAUAUACAAGCAAUAAAAUGCUAACUGUUCUAUUAUACCUACAUACCUUCUGUGGGAUUUCAUGCUGUCUUUUCCCUGGAAUUCUAGACCAGUCAAACUAACUUUGAACCCCUGAAGCAUAGAAUAUUUGAUUCAUAUAUUUUAUUUUCAUUAACUUGAGGGCAAAGGAAUCCUAAAUCUACUUUUAUACUGCUAAAGCUUCAAAAGGAAAUUCUUGACUGGAAGUUAUCCAUGUUUUGAAAUAAAAGAAGUUACUUCAUGUUCUUUUGUGUUUAAAUAAAUGUAAUUAGACUUGCUACAGAGAAUUUGGAAAACACUGAAAGCAAUCACUUAAAACUUAACUCCGGGUGAUAACUACAUGAACAUUUUUGUGCCUACUUCAGAUUUUUAUACACACACAAACACACACACACUCACACAAACUUUCUAAGAUUUGCUACAAAAGUUUUAAAGAUUUUUCAUGUAUUGCCAAAUUGUCCUUCAGGAAGGCUAUACCAAUUUCAAUCCAUUUUCAGUGAAUAGUAUAAUUUUUGGGAAGCAAACUUUAAAUUCAAGUAUUGAAAAAUGCCUCAUCACUAAAUUUAACUCCUCACUGACAAUGUGGUUUCUAGAAUUGACCCCAACUCUCAGAAUGGGCCCUGAUUAAUAUAAAACAGGAAUGGUAAUCCAGUCUCUCUGGCUAAUGAAGGGUUCAAAACUAGAACAUGGCUUUCCUCAAUAGGAGAUUUCAUCCAGAUUUGUCCUAAAUUGAGGCUGAGAAUUACUUGCAUUCAUUGCUAGGAAAAAGACUCUGCUUCUUUGAUGGAUACAAACACAGUUUCUAUUUGACUAUAUCACAGUGGUCAAUGAUUUUUGCUUUAUUCGAAUAUAUAGUAGAGUAAAUCUGGUCUCUGUUAAUAUUCAGAAUUCUAUUAUCAAUUGCUUUGGGU
Messenger RNA from Cavia porcellus (domestic guinea pig), 4607 nucleotides. RefSeq names its product small ribosomal subunit protein eS21-like. The transcript has 2 exons. Gene Ontology annotation, molecular function: structural constituent of ribosome. Gene Ontology annotation, biological process: endonucleolytic cleavage to generate mature 3'-end of SSU-rRNA from (SSU-rRNA, 5.8S rRNA, LSU-rRNA); endonucleolytic cleavage in ITS1 to separate SSU-rRNA from 5.8S rRNA and LSU-rRNA from tricistronic rRNA transcript (SSU-rRNA, 5.8S rRNA, LSU-rRNA); translation. Gene Ontology annotation, cellular component: ribosome; cytosolic small ribosomal subunit. Lineage: Eukaryota; Metazoa; Chordata; Mammalia; Rodentia; Caviidae. Bases 1 to 348 code for a protein of 115 amino acids. The record is from RefSeq and is a predicted model, not a curated record.